This is a messenger RNA of Culicoides brevitarsis, 681 nucleotides long. It is a transcript of the gene Cypl, whose product is annotated as peptidyl-prolyl cis-trans isomerase-like 1. The record is from RefSeq and is a predicted model, not a curated record. NCBI's taxonomy places the organism in Eukaryota, Metazoa, Arthropoda, Insecta, Diptera, Ceratopogonidae. Gene Ontology annotation, cellular component: catalytic step 2 spliceosome. Gene Ontology annotation, biological process: protein peptidyl-prolyl isomerization; protein folding. Gene Ontology annotation, molecular function: peptidyl-prolyl cis-trans isomerase activity. The coding region runs from base 62 to 583 and encodes 173 amino acids. The transcript is spliced from 2 exons.
UUCAUUGUUUUGUUAUUUUUUUGCCGGCUUUUCACAAUUUCCUAAAAUCAUCAAUUAAAUCAUGGCUCUCCAAGCUGGAUCAGCCUCUGGCAUCCCAGACAAGAUGUGGCAACCGCCUUACGUUUGUUUCGAAACAAGUAUGGGCGACUUAAAAAUCGAACUUUAUUGGAAACACGCUCCCAACACUUGUCGCAACUUUGCCGAGCUCUCACGUCGCGGCUACUACAACGGCGUCAUUUUCCAUCGCAUCAUUCCUGAUUUCAUGAUUCAGGGAGGCGAUCCAACUGGCACAGGUCGUGGCGGCACCUCCAUCUAUGGCGGCGAAUUCGCGGACGAAAUUCAUCCGGAACUGAAGCACACAGGAGCCGGGAUUCUCUCGAUGGCCAAUUCGGGCGAAAAUACAAAUGGCAGUCAAUUCUUCAUCACACUUGCACCCACGCAAUGGCUCGAUGGAAAACACACGAUAUUUGGACGAGUUGCGGAGGGCAUGCAAACAGUCAAGAGAUUGGGAACUGUGGAAACAGAUAAAGAGGAUCGCCCAACGGAAGAAGUGAAAAUUAUCAAGGCAUGGAUUGAAAAAUGAAGAAUUUCAGUCUGUAAAGCGUCUUUGUAUUUAGUUAUCAUUCUAUCUACCUACGUCUUAGGACUAAAUAAAUGUUUGCUUAUAUUUUUAAAAAAUAA